AGUGACACCGGCACCUCGAGAGGGACACCGGCACCUCGGGAGUGACACCGGCACCUCGGGAGGGACACCGGCACCUCGGGAGUGACACCGGCACCUCGGGGGCGACACCGGCACCUCGGGAGGGACACCGGCACCUCGGGGGCGACACCGGCACCUCGGGAGUGACACCGGCACCUCGGGGGCGACACCGGCACCUCGAGAGGGACACCGGCACCUCGGGAGUGACACCGGCACCUCGGGGGCGACACCGGCACCUCGAGAGGGACACCGGCACCUCGGGAGGGACACCGGCACCUCGGGAGGGACACCGGCACCUCGAGAGGGACACCGGCACCUCGGGAGCGACACCGGCACCUCGAGAGGGACACCGGCACCUCGGGGGCGACACCGGCACCUCGAGAGGGACACCGGCACCUCGGGGGCGACACCGGCACCUCGGGAGGGACACCGACACCUCGGGAGGGGCACCGGCACCUCGGGAGUGACACCGGCACCUCGGGGUCGGCGGGGCGGAGCGACACGGGACCGGCCGGACUGCCCUGCCCGGGGACUCUGCUGGAUCUGCCGGGUCACGGAGAUCGUGUGUGAUGCUGUCCAUGUCACUGGAGAGGAGCUCUUCACAAGCGGCCUUGAUCCAUGUGUUCAUUCACUGAUGUCCAGCUUGUUCCUCUGUGAUUUUACUCAGCAAAGCUUGAGGCUUGCAGCAGUGACUGAAGUCAGAAGGAGCUGACUUCUGAACAUUCCAGGCAGGAUGAAAGACCGCUUAAGUGAGCUGCGUGAAUUUGCCAGGUUACACAACCAACAGUUUUCUGAUAGUGAUGAUGAUGAAAAUUCACCCCAGGAUAUUCUCCUUUAUGAGACGGAUUAUGCCUUAGAAGUUCUUCAUAAGGACAUACAGAACAUCCGGACAGAAAAUGACCACCUAAAAGCGGAUGUCAACCGCCUCAGAAAGCAAAACUCCCGCUUCCUUACUUCCAUGCGCCGUCUUAGUAGCAUCAAACGAGAUACUAACUGUAUUGCCAGAGACAUUAAGAGCCGUGGAGAGAGCAUCCACAGGAAACUGCAGGUCAUGAGAGAUUUCUGUGAAGACGCAAUAACAAGAUACGGAGCCAUGUCUGUCAUUGCCAGGGUGGCGAAGAACCACUACGUUGACCUCAUGCACACGUUUCAGGACGCUAUGUUUGAUUACAACGCAACAGAGAUGCGCCAGCGGGAGAACUGCAAGAUUCGAAUUCAGAGGCAGCUGGAGAUCAUGGGCAAAGAUGUUUCUGGACACCAGAUUGAGGAGAUGAUUGAGCAAGGCAAAUGGGAUGUCUUCUCCGAGAAUCUCUUGUCGGAUGUUAAGGGAGCUCGCGCAGCCCUGAAUGAGAUAGAGACGCGACACAAGGAGCUGGUGAAGUUAGAAGGUCGCAUUAAGGAAGUUCAUGAGCUCUUUCUGCAGGUGGCCCUGCUGGUGGAGGAGCAGGCGGACACCUUUGAUGUUAUUGAGAUAAAUAUGCAAAAUGUUGAGGACUAUGUAGGAGAUGCUAAAGACCAAGUGAAAAAAGCUUUGGAAUACAGGAGAAAACAUCCCCUCAGAACAAUCCUGUGCUGCUGCUUAUCAUGUUGCAGAAGGUGAUGGUCCCAUUGGAGCUAUCACAGACUGACUUGAAUGUCUUCAAAAUCAGGUGUUCUUUCCAGAGACUUCUCUGUAAUGACAAGCCCUAGAAAUAGGGGGCAUAUUUUGCAGUUGGUUUUGUGGAUUGCCUUUUUUACUAAAUGUGCUGAAGUCUGUUUCUAUUUAUGAACUCCUAGAAAUGUUGACAAAACUAUUUUUAAUCUAUUUUUUAUUGAAAUGUUCUGUUACUGUAACUAGACGUGCAAUAUCUCUACAUUGAUACUCAUUUCAUAUAGGCAAGAAAGAAGAAUGAGUAACUUAUCCUAGGGAAAAGGAAUACUUUCAAAAAGUAACUUUAUUCUUAUUUGUUGAAGUGAGGCUGCACAUGGUGAAGUCUUAUUGCCUGGGGUGACACAGUACAUCACAGAAUCAGGAGAUUUCAGUUUUAGUCUAGUCUGGAGCCUGCUUGAUGCAAAUUUGAUAAAAUACUGAAUUUGGAGCAGGAGCAGGACACAGAACUAGUUUCUCUUUCAACUUGAUUUCCAGCUGUCUGGAAUCUUAACAGAAGUGGCUGCACCUUAAAUGAUAAUAUACACAUUUUGCUCUCUUUGUUUGCAAGUGACUGCUUUUUUCUAUUUUGAGUACCCAACUCUCUCAAGGUGGCUAAAAGCACUGCAACACUGAGGCAUCUCACUCACUUUUAACUUGAGCCACUCUCUGGACUUUCAGUUUCAAACCUGCCAUGCUCUCAUGCUCUGUUGCAUUUCUUCUGCCAAUUAACACUUCAGCCAGAGGAGAAACAUGGAGUGGCUUUCUGCAGAAACCACCGAUAGGAAGCCAACAGCUGUGGGGCUGAGAAAGCAUUUUAGGGUCUCCUGUACUGGCACAUACAUAGAAGCAGUUUUAGUGGAAUGACUGGCCUGUCAGUACACUUUUAUUAUUUAUAAGCAUUGACCCAAUAUGAAUGUCUUAAUAUCUAUUUAAAUUGGAUGAAGGAUUAUUUUUUUUAAUAUGCAAUUUUACUGGUGAACAGAAAAUUUGACUUUUCUCCAGUUGCUGGGAAAUCUCCAGCUGGGAAAGUAAAUAGAACCUUUUCUUCAGUACGUCUGAAGAAGAAAGAAAACAAUUUCAUGUCAUUUUAGUGCUCUUUUCAACCUUAAAAGGAAACUCUCCUUUUGUGUAAUGGGAGUCUGCCCUUAAACAAGGGCACACCAGUAGGUUUGGAGUAUUGCAAGGAAAUAAAAAAUGUCCUGGUAAGCACUGAGCAUUGUCAGUGCAACAUAUUCACAGAGUCUAGUGAUUGAUCAUAGAUCAAUCAUAGAUCAAUCUGGUGAUUGAUCAUAGAUCAGUCAUAGAUCAUUGCUCCUAGAGGUUUUCCAACUAUAUUUCUUGGUGGUUUCCUGAUACACUGUGAUCUAUUGCUAGCCUUUGAAAUAAUGCAGGCCAUUUUUUCAGAAAUUAAUUUUUCUAACUGAUGGUCCUAUUUGUAUCGAUUUUAAUAAAUAUAUUUCAACAUUUCAAAUAUUUUUAUUUGGGAGUUUUCCUCAGAUGUGCAUAGAUGUACAUCUUCCUGCACCAGUUGCAGUGAAACUUUUCCCUUCUUACCUUUUGCACCUUGAUUUUAUGUGUGAAAAAAAAAACCCAAACAUUUCUUACUAUUUGUAUUAAUAUAACAAAACAGCAAAAUAAAUCAAAUUUCCAAGUAUCUUACUGGGAAACAGUUUAUCCAGACAGGCUUUUUUACACAAUAGAAACUAAAGGGAUUACUCUUCUCAGAAAUUGAGUGUCCCUUUUGCUGUAGCACCUGUCUGUGAUUACAUGGAAGAAUGAGGAACACCGAUCUCCUAAACUAUAAGAUAUUUUGAUAUUCAGUGCUGUACUGGUGAUAUCAGUGUUAUGCUUGUCUGAGAACUUCUCCAGUGAGAUGUCCAAACUUGGAGCUGGGAGAAAGGAGGAUGAUGAGCUGGGACCACAGUCAGUGGCUUUGAUGCUACUGAAGAAGUCAAAGUUGUUUACUCUCUAGGCACUGCCAUUAAGUCAGUGGAACUGUGCAUUCGUAGAGAAAUACCCCAAACCUCAGAGAGUCAGAAUGUGGGGAUAACUCAGUGAAGAAUGAAAUAAUGUAUUUUCUUUCACAUGCAUAUUCCUAGCACUUGCCAAUUUUUUUGAUAAAAUUAUGUACAUGUUAUUUUGUGCUGGUUCAUUUUU
Messenger RNA from Prinia subflava (tawny-flanked prinia), 3805 nucleotides. RefSeq names its product syntaxin 11 (gene STX11). Bases 752 to 1618 code for a protein of 288 amino acids. Gene Ontology annotation, cellular component: plasma membrane; synaptic vesicle; presynaptic active zone membrane. The transcript is spliced from 3 exons. NCBI's taxonomy places the organism in Eukaryota, Metazoa, Chordata, Aves, Passeriformes, Cisticolidae. The record is from RefSeq and is a predicted model, not a curated record. Gene Ontology annotation, biological process: synaptic vesicle fusion to presynaptic active zone membrane; intracellular protein transport; exocytosis. Gene Ontology annotation, molecular function: SNAP receptor activity; SNARE binding.